CCGCCGCCGCGUCAGCAGCGUGCCGCACGUGCCCGUGUUUACGUCCCUCGUGGAGCCGCAGACGUCACAGCCGAAUGGCAACAUUGUGGCGAUGCUGAGAGGGGCGCUUUAGGAGUCUGCAUUCUGGUUCUGGCUGGCUCGGGGCUGUCGGCCCGGGGCAGAGAGGCGGCGGGGAGGUAGGGCCGGGGCGAGCGGCGGCCGCGCGCCUCAGUACGCAGCCCCGCGGCUCCGCGCAGGCCGGUCCGGCGGCCCAGGGCCCCGCGCCGCCGCGGCGAGCGGCUUGUAAACAGAUCCGGCCGCACGUGACCAUGUGAACUACCUGCUCCGGGCCGCGUAUUGUCUCUUCUGAGAGUCGCACCACAAAGGAGCCGGUGGAUGAGCGGCCGGCGCGCUAAGAUGGCUGCAGGCGCCCGGCAAGGGUGAGCUGGGGGCGCGGCCACCGCGGAGCCUCGGCCGGGCGGGCGGCCCCCCUCGCCGGGCACCGGAGCUACCAUGUCGUUCGCGCUGGAGGAGACACUCGAGUCCGACUGGGUGGCGGUGCGGCCCCACGUCUUCGACGAGCGCGAGAAGCACAAGUUUGUGUUCAUCGUGGCCUGGAACGAGAUCGAAGGCAAGUUUGCUAUAACCUGUCACAACCGGACGGCCCAGAGACAGAGGAGCGGUUCCCGGGAACAGGCGGGGACGCCCGCGUCUGAUGGGAGUCGCGGGCCCGGCAGCCCGGCGGCCAGGGGUCGGUCAGAGGCCGCUGCCUCUGCUCCAGCAGCGCUCCGGAGUCCCGGGCCACGGAAGAGCCAGGCCUGGGCCGAGGGCGGCUCUCCGCGCAUCGCGCGCAGCCUGAAGGGGGAUCCUCCUCGGGGUCCCGCGGGCAGAGGACCGGAGAGUCCUCUCCGUAGCCCCGCGCGGGCCAAGGCCAGCCCGCUCCGCAGAGGCACCGAAUCCCGAGAUGCGACCGCCAGUGCCACGCCAGCCCCGCCGGCGCCCCCGGUGUCGUCGGUGCGGGUGGUGAGUGCCUCCGGGGCGGUCUCCGAGGAGAUCGAGGUCCUGGAAAUGGUGAGGGAGGACGAGGCGCCACAGCCGCUCCCGGACUCGGAGCAGCCGCCGUCAGCCGCGGAGCUGGAGUCUCCGGCCGAAGAAUGCAGCUGGGCCGGGCUUUUCUCCUUCCAGGAUCUGCGGGCCGUGCAUCAGCAGCUGUGCUCGGUAAACUCCCAGCUGGAGCCGUGUCUGCCGGUGUUCCCCGAAGAGCCGUCCGGCAUGUGGACGGUGCUGUUUGGGGGCGCCCCCGAGAUGACGGAGCAGGAGAUCGACGCCCUAUGUUACCAACUCCAGGUCUACCUGGGCCACGGCCUGGACACGUGUGGCUGGAAGAUCCUUUCUCAGGUGCUUUUCACCGAGACGGAUGAUCCGGAGGAGUAUUACGAAAGCCUCAGCGAGCUGCGGCAGAAGGGCUAUGAAGAGGUGCUUCAGCGGGCCAGGAGGCGCAUCCAGGAGCUCUUGGACAAGCACAAGACUAUAGAAAGCAUGGUAGAGCUUUUGGACUUGUAUCAGAUGGAGGACGAAGCCUACAGCAGCCUUGCAGAGGCUACAACUGAACUCUACCAGUAUUUACUUCAGCCAUUCCGAGACAUGCGAGAACUUGCCAUGCUGCGAAGACAGCAGAUCAAGAUUUCCAUGGAGAAUGAUUAUUUGGGCCCUCGAAGAAUUGAGAGUCUACAGAAAGAAGAUGCUGACUGGCAGCGGAAAGCUCACAUGGCUGUUUUGUCUAUUCAGGAUCUCACUGUCAAAUAUUUUGAAAUAACAGCAAAAGCUCAGAAAGCUGUGUAUGAUCGGAUGCGAGCAGAUCAGAAGAAAUUUGGCAAAGCAUCCUGGGCAGCAGCCGCUGAACGAAUGGAAAAGCUCCAGUAUGCAGUUUCUAAAGAGACUUUGCAGAUGAUGAGAGCUAAAGAAAUUUGUCUGGAACAGAAGAAACAUGCACUAAAAGAAGAGAUGCAAAGCUUACAGGGCGGUACAGAAGCUAUAGCUCAAUUGGAUCAGCUAGAAUCUGACUACUAUGAUCUGCAACUUCAGUUGUAUGAAGUACAGUUUGAAAUCUUGAAGUGUGAAGAGUUAUUAUUAACUGCACAGCUGGAGAGCAUCAAAAGGCUUAUAUCAGAAAAGAGAGAUGAAGUGGUGUACUACGACACUUACGAAAGCAUGGAGGCCAUGCUGGAGAAGGAAGAGAUGGCGGCUUCUGUGCAUGCCCAGAGGGAAGAGCUACAGAAACUGCAGCAGAAGGCACGCCAGCUGGAAGCAAGAAGGGGCCGUGUCUCAGCCAAGAAAGCCUACCUCAGAAAUAAAAAAGAAAUUUGCAUUGCAAAACACCAUGAGAAGUUCCAGCAGCGUUUUCAGAGUGAAGAUGAAUAUAGAGCCCAUCAUACAAUACAAAUAAAGAGAGACAAAUUGCAUGAUGAAGAGGAAAGAAAAAGUGCCUGGGUUAGCCAAGAGAGACAGAGGACACUGGAUAGACUUCGAACAUUUAAGCAGAGGUACCCCGGACAAGUCAUCCUUAAGUCAACCAGAUUACGAGUGGCUCAUUCAAGAAGAAAAAGCACAGCAAGCCCUGUGCCCUGUGAGGAGCAGUGUAACUCUCUCCCCACAGUGCUGCAGGGGCCAGAGAAAAGAGAGGUGGGGGAAGGAGGAAGCCAGCUUGGGCCUUCCCAGACAGCAGAACCCCGGAGCCUUGUCCACCUUGAAGACACUUCAUCAGAACAACUUGAAUCCGCCUCAUUACCUCCUCGUGCUGUUGUCAGCUCUGAACUGCCUCCUCCACAGUCAGCUCCAUUGUUAACUAGCAGUGACCCCAAACCAUGUUCUGUUACUAGAGAUCCUCUCCCACCCCCUCUUCCUCCAACACCUCCCCCUCCCCCUCCACCACCUCCACCCCCACCCCCACCUCUGCCUGUUGCAAAGGACAAUGGGGCCUCCACCACUGCAGAGACACUGGAGAAAGAUGCACUUAGGAUGGAGGGCAAUGAGAAGAGCAUCCCAAAGUCAGCCAGUGCCCCUGCUGCACACCUCUUCGAUAGCAGCCAGCUGGUCAGCGCCCGGAAAAAGCUCAGAAAAACCGCUGAAGGGUUGCAGAGGAGGAGAGUGAGUUCACCCAUGGAUGAAGUGUUAGCAUCCUUGAAGCGUGGGAGCUUUCAUCUGAAAAAGGUUGAACAGCGGACUCUGCCUCCUUUUCCUGAUGAAGAUGAUAGUAAUAAUAUUUUGGCGCAGAUAAGGAAAGGGGUAAAGUUGAAGAAGGUACAGAAGGAAGUUUUGAGAGAAUCCUUCACACUUCUGCCUGAUACAGACCCUUUGACACGGAGCAUCCAUGAAGCUCUAAGAAGAAUCAAAGAAGCAUCCCCAGAGUCCGAGGACGAGGACGAGGCUUUGCCUUGCACAGACUGGGAGAACUAGCAGGUGACUUAAGAGAGAAGAAAAAUACCCAUGGAUGAAGACUGGCUCUGGUUCUUUUGGGGAAAAGUCUAAGCUCUUGGUCCCACAAUUGGAGUAUAUUGACAAAGUGGUAUGAAAAAGGAAGCACAAGCGGGAGGUUACUGCUGUCCAGUCCCUCUCAUUGAUAGUGCAGUGUUCCCAACUGCAGUGAGAACAAGCCGCCUGGAGACAGCUGUGCCCCACCCACCCGUCCUCCCAGUCUGCCCAAUCAUAAUCUCGUAGAGGCCAGUCCCAUCACUAUGAUUUGAAGAACACUGGGUUGCCAGAGGGCUGCUGUACGUGCUACUUUGGGAUUCAUCUUUCAGUGACCUGAGAAGAUAUGUGCUGAAGCACAUCAGCAUCCACGUCAGCUUGUAGAAACAGAGUGACAUGCUAUAGAAGACAUUUAUCAAGGUAGUUAUGGUCAGGAAUUAAAAAAAACAACAUGAAAUGCACUUAAAAUUUCCACAUUAUUCAUCUCCAGAGGAGAUGUUCAGUAUCUGAGAAGCCAAUGGAGAUAUACCUAUUAAUGUGUGCACCAGAACAUGACACAUUUAACAAGGCAUAUUUUUAAGAGGCCACAGUCUUACAUUUUGUAAGAGUUUGAAGUUAAAAUUUCCAUGCUUUUAAAAUAGCAUUUCAUAAUUCUGAAUUUAGAAUAGUUUGAAUUUUAUGUGCAUCCUGUUUAUGAGAAGCAAUGCUUUGUAAUUUGAUAAUGUUAUUUUUAGUCUUUUUUGUUUGAACUACUGCUUGAUUACUAUAACUCAAGACUUUCCUAUUGCGAAUCAAAAAGCAGGAUUCAACAGUAGGGAUUCCAAUUACAAACUGUGUACCAGGUUAAGUUUUUAUUGUCAACGCUCCAUGGUGAGUAAAGGUCCAGAAGGCAGUCGGUCCCGAAGCCUCCAGCUGGCAUUUUAGUGGGUUUUUAUUCUGUGCAUAGAACUUUAGGAGAGCAUAUGUUGUUGUCACUAAAUCUUUAAACUCACAUGUGUAGAUCCAGUGCUGAGCUGGCUGUAUCUUAAAGGGUCCAUUUAUGAAUGGGGCCAGCAGGGAUCGUCACUGGCUUGAUUAUGUGGACAUGCAUGAAGGCAGAUAUGCUGGGCCCAGUUUACAGUACAUUGUAGUGUGUGUGCUGUAUAUGGAGGAAUUGAAAUACCAAAAAGAA
This is a messenger RNA of Mus pahari (shrew mouse), 4618 nucleotides long. RefSeq names its product junction mediating and regulatory protein, p53 cofactor (gene Jmy). The record is from RefSeq and is a predicted model, not a curated record. Gene Ontology annotation, cellular component: nucleus; cytoplasm. The transcript has 11 exons. Bases 493 to 3435 code for a protein of 980 amino acids. Lineage: Eukaryota; Metazoa; Chordata; Mammalia; Rodentia; Muridae. Gene Ontology annotation, biological process: Arp2/3 complex-mediated actin nucleation; intrinsic apoptotic signaling pathway by p53 class mediator; positive regulation of apoptotic process. Gene Ontology annotation, molecular function: transcription coactivator activity; actin binding; Arp2/3 complex binding.